AUGUUUGCCUCCUACCAACCUGCCGCACCUCACGAACUCGUCGGCUGGCAACAACCCCACGACAGCUUCCAGGCGUCUCGUCCGCCUUCUGAUGCUACAGGACACAUCGUCUUCACUAGACAACUUUGGAAGCGAAACAUGUUUGACGAGAGUCAGACCGAGCCAGUCGUCUCGAACAAGUCUCGCACCGACGUGUCUCAACCAAGUCAAGCAGCCGCCGUUCCUACACCAAGUAGAAGAAGCUCGUCGACGGUCUCCCUGCGCCCUCGUAACCACUCUCCGAGUCCUUUACCCGGCUCUACCGCUCCAUUGACGCCGGAAGAAAGCCCGCCUUUCAAGUCAACAAGGAAGCGGAGCGCGGGUUUUGUUGAGCAAGAGGACAAAGCGCUGUCGAGUGCUGAAGUCUCGCCUUCGCAUAGCAGGGUGAACAGUGGUGAGCAGCCUACACACGUCUGCAUCUGCCAACCAGAGCCGAAGGUUCCUCGACCUCGUAACGCUUUCAUCCUCUACCGUCAGCACUACCAAGCCAACGUUGUCGCUCAGAACCCAGGUCUCGCCAACCCGGAGAUCUCCAAGAUCAUUGGCGAGAGGUGGCAGGGCUUGCCGCCAGACGAGAAAGGCAAGUGGAAAGCUCUCGCAGAAGAGGAGAAGCUCCGGCAUCAACAGCAGUAUCCGACCUACCGUUACCAGCCCAAGCGCAACGGUCGUCGGAACAGCCUCUCAGGCGAUCAGUCGUUCGCUGGUGCGAAGCCGAAGUGUCAGAAGUGCGGUGGCAGAACAAUUCUAACACCGUCGACGCCCUUCUCGAUUGGUACUUCUGUUCCUCCGACACCAGGCUCAUCGACCAUCACACCGGUGACCAGGACUCUGCCAGUACUUCGGGAUCUCAGUCUGCAAUCUCCUGGUGUUCAGCGACUCAAGCAACAACAUCCCAAUAUGUCUCCUUACCACAACGCUCACCCGGAUGAGAGAGACGACGUCGGUUCAUUGAGUCCGGGCAACAAGCGCCGUCGAUACAACGGCGAUCAUCCUGUCGCGGUGACUCGUGCGAUGCCUCCGCGCUAUGGAGUCGUGCCACACGGUGUCCCAGUCGGUCCAGGUACCCCCUUCCCAUUCGGCCAAGUCCCACAGCCACCGCACGCCUACCCUCCUCCAUCGGGCCACGUUCGCCGCGAGAGUCUUCCUGGACUGCGCGGAGUGGUCAGCCCACCAGGUCCUAUGGGCCCACCUCCACGACCUGGAAUGGGCUAUCAACAGCACAGAAUGUCUCAAGGGCAUGCGGCCCAUGAUCGAUCUUUGAUCCUGCCGCCCAUCCAAACGGCAGGGACCGGUGAUGAGCCGCCAACUACUGGAAGCAUGAUCAGAUCGGCUGAAUCCCAAAUCAUGGAGUUCGGCUUCCGCAACAAGCUCAAGGUCUUGAGCCAGGUCGCGCCACCAGCCAGAACAGAGUCUCGUCGUGGACCGUUCAUUGCAGUCGAAGGCGACAGCGCCAAGUCGGCUGCUGCUCUCGCCGAGUGGCUCAGGAAAGAGCUGAGCCGAGACGACGACCUUCGCCUGUCCAUGCUUGAGAGUCCUGAUAUCAGCAUUCACGGCAACAAGAAGCAGAUGAUGGCGCAGUGUCAUCGCUUAGCUGCCGAAUGGCUGGGCAAGAGCGACGAUAUUGUUGAUUCGCUUACUAUGCACCAGGAGGCUGUCGUUGACGCUGCUAUGACUGAUCCGAACCAUGAUGAUGCACGCGGCGCAAGCAGCAGGAAAGCCAGCGAGUCCGGCAUCCAGCAUGACGCUACCGCGAAGAGCGACACUUCCUCGAACGAUGCGAACCAGUCGCAGAAGAUGGACAUCGACAAGCGCUCAUCCACCAUCUCGAGCACAAGCACAGUAGGCUUCCAAGGCCCGAAGCCCGUCUCCAUCAUCGCCAACUACUCUCUGCACGCCAGCAACCGCUUCGCUUGCGCCAUCCCGAUCGGCGGAACGGACCCGUACCACCCGGACGACCACUGGAAGUGGGCUGCGACGCACUGGCGUGGUAUCAUCGGUCCAGACCUUACGAUCUACGUCCGUGACGGCACAGUGGGCGAGAGCGGGAAGCCGUCGAUGGAGAUUGAGGCAAGUGAUGAGAAGACUGGUGUGGCGUUGUUCGUGGUGAGGCGGAACCAGAAUGAGGAGCAGAUGGGUGAGGGUGAAGCGAAGGACAUGGCUAUGCAAUUGGAGCCGUCUGCGCUUCGCAGGGUGGGCUUUGAGGUCAGUGAGUGGGUGAAAGCUUUUGGGAGUAGGAAGUGA
Molecule: messenger RNA, 2280 nt
Organism: Saxophila tyrrhenica
Lineage: Eukaryota; Fungi; Ascomycota; Dothideomycetes; Mycosphaerellales; Extremaceae
Gene: RFG1
Product: slightly ste11-like protein
Exons: 2
Coding region: 1-2280 (759 amino acids)
Biological process (GO): cell differentiation; negative regulation of transcription by RNA polymerase II; anatomical structure morphogenesis
Molecular function (GO): RNA polymerase II cis-regulatory region sequence-specific DNA binding; DNA-binding transcription factor activity, RNA polymerase II-specific
Source: RefSeq, a predicted model, not a curated record